UAUAAACUGGUCUACGCCUAUACUACACAUCUUACGCUUAAUAAAGCGAUCGUGUUUAUGGUCACAGCUGUGUCAUUGUUUCAUUCGCGCUUGGUUUAUAUUUUCUUUUUUAUUUUGUUUUCUUUAAAUUCUUUUAUAGAGUUUACUUAUUAUCUAAUAAAUGGAAAGAAAAAUUUUGCUCAUUGGUCUUGGAAAUCCUGGAUCUGUCGCUUCAAAAAGUCGACAUUCCGUAGGAAAGUUAAUGCUAUCGCUAUUCGCAGAAAAGAAUGAAAUUGGCCAAAAAUGGCCGGCAGAACACGACGGUUUUGUUUUAGUGCCAUCUACCGUUUACAUGAACGAAUCUGGGAAGUUCGUACAACGUGUUCGCCAAGAAAUUCUUCGAAAAUACUGCCAUAACGAUGAAGAGAAAUUGCUCUGUAUAGUCGUUCACGACGAUAUGGAAUCUCCGCUCGGAAAAGUUAAACUCAAACACGGCACUUCUCACCGGGGUCAUAAUGGAAUUAAAUCAUGUCAAGCUUUUCUCGGAAAUGAGGCUUUUUUUCGGAUAUCAAUUGGAAUUGGACGUUGUGAAUCACAUCUAUCAAAAGAUGUUUCCAAGUUUGUGUUGGGGAACUUUCAUCAAGCGGAAUUUGAGGUUCUUCGAACCACGGGGUUAGAUGCAUUUGCAAGCAGUUUGCAAAGUUUAAAAGAAACAACUUUUAAUUCUCCUUCAGACAUACUAAAAGCCGUGAAUAAAACAAAAGGAAAACAAAAAGUCCGUUCUCAACAAGUAUAA
Schizosaccharomyces japonicus yFS275 is the source of this 775-nucleotide messenger RNA. RefSeq names its product peptidyl-tRNA hydrolase Pth1. Gene Ontology annotation, molecular function: peptidyl-tRNA hydrolase activity. The transcript is spliced from 4 exons. The record is from RefSeq and is a predicted model, not a curated record. Lineage: Eukaryota; Fungi; Ascomycota; Schizosaccharomycetes; Schizosaccharomycetales; Schizosaccharomycetaceae. The coding region runs from base 161 to 775 and encodes 204 amino acids.